This is a messenger RNA of Oryza brachyantha (malo sina), 1535 nucleotides long. Its product is annotated as protein REVEILLE 6-like. The record is from RefSeq and is a predicted model, not a curated record. NCBI's taxonomy places the organism in Eukaryota, Viridiplantae, Streptophyta, Magnoliopsida, Poales, Poaceae. Gene Ontology annotation, molecular function: DNA binding. The coding region runs from base 132 to 1148 and encodes 338 amino acids. The transcript has 9 exons.
CCCUUCCCCUCCCCGCAUCGAUCGACACGCACGCACGCACGCACGCACCGGCAUCGCACGAGCGAACCAAACCCUAGCUAGCUAGCUAUCGAGCUAGCGCGGCCGCGAGCCCCCGCCGACGUCCCCGGCUGAUGGUUUCGAUGAGCACCACGCCCAAGCCGCUCGACGCCACCGCCGCCGCCGCCGCCGUCUCGGGCGACGGGGGAGGAGGAGGAGGGGGAGGAGGAAAGGAGAAGGAGAAGCAGGUGGGGGCUGUGGCUGCGCCGCUGCAGCCGCCGAUGGCCGUGCCGGCGCCGGUGGCGGGGGAGGAGGCGAGGAAGGUGAGGAAGCCGUACACCAUCACCAAGUCGAGGGAGAGCUGGACGGAGCCCGAGCACGACAAGUUCCUCGAGGCGCUGCAGCUGUUUGAUCGUGAUUGGAAAAAGAUCGAAGCAUAUGUUGGCUCAAAAACUGUGAUACAGAUAAGAAGUCAUGCACAGAAGUACUUCUUGAAGGUUCAAAAAAAUGGUACAGGUGAACAUCUGCCUCCACCCAGACCAAAGCGGAAGGCUGCUCAUCCAUACCCUCAGAAGGCCUCUAAAAAUGCUCGUGCAGUUUCACAAGCUGCUAUAUCGCAACCUCCUCCUCUAGGGGAACAAGAUUGUGUUAUGUCCAUGGAUACAUCUCCUGUCAUCAGAAAUGUAAAUGCUAGUGCUGCAGUACCCUCCUGGGAUAAUGCUAUUGCUCAACCUUUCAGUGCAAGUCGCACACAAGGUACAGGUGCUGUUGCAACAAAUAACUGCUCUAGUAGCAUAGAAAGCCCAUCUGCAACUUGGCCAACUUCUGAAGCUGUUGAGCAAGAAAAUGUGCUUCGACCACUACGUGCUAUGCCAGAUUUUGCGCAAGUAUACAGCUUUCUGGGAAGCAUAUUUGAUCCAGAUACUAGUGGGCAUUUGCAGAAGUUAAAGGCGAUGGAUCCAAUUGAUGUUGAAACGGUACUAUUACUGAUGAGAAAUCUAUCCAUGAACCUAACUAACCCCGACUUUGAGGCACAUCUGAGGUUGCUGUCAUCGUGUAAUUCUGGAAGUGACCAAAUUAAGUCUGAAGGCAUGGAAAAUCUUGGAUCUCUGCAGAGUUGCCAUCUUCCGUUCAUGGUAACAAGUGAAUGAGGGAGAACUUCCUAUCUGCGGACGAAGCUUCAGUUGUUUCCGCAAGACGUUCUUGUGUGCUCUUUGUACUGGAAUUGUGGACGGCUGGUCUGGCAGUUUAUCAACGCUAGCACGUGUUGUGGCCGUGGCAUCUGUAUAGCUUCCAAUAAUGCUCUAACCCUAGGCCUAGUUUUGCUCAUCAAUCCAUGUUUAUGUAGAUAGACAGUUUUGUGUGCUCAGCAAUUCUUUUUCCCACGGGUGGGGCAUGGCUAGAAAUGUUUUUGUAUGUGUACAUCUAUGUAUACAUGUAUGUAAAUAUGUGUGACUAUGUAAUGCUUAAAGAUACUGUGACUGAAUGAGGUCAUAAUAUAAUAAUCCGGUGUAAUCUCUAAUGCACCCUAUUACUGU